AUUGAAGGCGAAGAAGGGCAGCCAUCAUCCUCCUCCUCGCUGUCGUCACUUGGGAGGUACUAGCAAGUAGCAAGGACGGACACAACUCCUAAACUUCAACGCUUUGUUCUGUUUGUUCUCCAUCAACGGAAUUAACAUACUGCUGUAAGGAAGCUGAUCCUCUUCAACCAUGACUCUCGAGGGGGGAAUGAGAUGUGUCAAGUACUUGCUCUUCUUUUUCAACUUCAUCUUCUGGUUAUGCGGCCUGGCGUUGAUCGUUGUGGGAGUCCUGGUUCAGGUGUCCUUACAUCGAACCGUCAUGAUAAAGGACGCGUCGGCCUCUGGAGCCCCCAUCGUCGUCAUCUCCAUCGGCGUGGUCAUUUUCUUCAUCUCCUUCUUCGGUUGCUGUGGCGCCUGGAAAGAGAACUAUUGCAUGGUCACCAUGUUUUCCAUCCUUCUCUCGUUAGUCAUCCUUGUUCAGAUUGCAGCGGCAAUCACUGGUUACAUCUUCAGAAAGAAAGUCGCCAAUGUUGUCCAGGACAGUCUUGCUGACAUGAUUUCCAGAUACAGCAACAGUUCUGCUGAAUUCAAAGCCAGCGUGGAUGCACUUCAGGAGGAUUUGAAAUGCUGCGGCAUAAACGGCUCCUCCGACUGGCUAAACUUCCGCCCGGACGGGAACUCUGUGCCCGACUCGUGCUGUUUGAAUGUGUCUCCGAAUUGUGGCAUUGGGGCCAUGACGGACUCUGCCAAAGUGCACCAAGAGGGUUGUCGCGAUGCACUUGAGGAGUUACUGAAGAAAAAUACCCUGUGGGUGAUCAUCGCAGCUCUUGCUCUUGCUUUUAUUGAGAUCAUGGGGAUCGUGUUUGCCUGCGUGUUGAUGAGAGGCAUUCGUAGCGGCUACGAAGUCAUGUGAGUCGCUCGGCAUCAGAGUGGACGACCACUUACUUUACGGGCGCUUCACAUUUUUUGGGCAAAUAUAGUGCACAGAAGAUUAUCUCCCUCCUUUUAGUCUAUCUUUUCCUAGGUCAGGAGUUUUUGUGGUUUGAUAGGCAUGCAACAUCCAUUUCUUCUCCACAACACUGUCUACUUUCGUCGCUAAUGUUUUUCUUGAUGGUUGAGGAAAUUGAAUAUCUUUGCUUGUAACAUUAAGAAUUUGUGGAUUUUUGUUUUUAAAGCUUGUUUGGUUCCCAGGUUGUUUUUAUUAAAAGAACCUUUACAUCUAAA
Phyllopteryx taeniolatus (common seadragon) is the source of this 1203-nucleotide messenger RNA. RefSeq names its product CD63 molecule (gene cd63). The transcript has 8 exons. Lineage: Eukaryota; Metazoa; Chordata; Actinopteri; Syngnathiformes; Syngnathidae. Gene Ontology annotation, cellular component: membrane. The record is from RefSeq and is a predicted model, not a curated record. Bases 170 to 892 code for a protein of 240 amino acids.